CAGUCAGUGCAGCGCGCUGUUCUCCUCCGCGGCUGUAGGUGGCGCGGCUGCCGACCUGCCGCGUCUCUGCGCUGCGUUGGUGUUGAAUGGAGACCAAAUGCUGCAAAUUUAACUUCAGCUGCGGUUUUAUAAGCGCUAAAGUUUAUAAAACGCAACCAAACUUUCGCCCGCAGUUCGUUUUGUACUGAUUAGACGUGAUCAGGCGGUAUUUCUGACUCGCCUGCGGAGAAACGCGCUGCUUUUGAUGCUCGGCUUGUUCUGCUAGCAGCUUUAGCCGCCUGCUAAUAAUGCUGCGCUGAAAAUAAACAAACAGCUCGCGCGUUAAACCCGAACCAGCGCCGCCGGACAGGCGAGGCGAGCCGGGCCGGGCCGGGCCGAGGAGGCGAGCCGGUCCGCGGAGAGGACGUCUCCGCCCUAUCAGCUCGAAGGCGGCAUGGCGGAACUCACGGUACAGAAUGUCAUCUCCAUGGCGGAAGAAUGCCAUAGAGAAGAGGAGCAGUCAUCAGGUGCUGAGAUGGAACGGUCCGGUGAGGGUUCCUUGAGGUCCGUUGCCGAUUUGCCGGCAGAGUCCAGCAGCUCGUCUGAGCGGCCCCAGCGCGGCGCCGUGGAAGACGAGCUGGAUGGGUUUCCUGUUUUUGGGGCGGAUGAAGAAGACUGGGAGAGCAGCUCCAGCCAGAGGGGUCGUCACAGUGAGGAGCAAGACGAGAGUGAAAGUCAGAGCAGGAAAGUCUCGCAACAGAGUGGAGCAAAUGCGGAUGACAGUGCUCAGCAGUCUCAAAUGGAGGAGGGCACCUCACAGAAUGAAACUAGUACCUCGUCACAGGAGCAAGGUGGAAGCUUUAGAGAGGAAACCCUGUAUUCUCCUUUAAUGAAAAUAAAGGAUGAGCCCAUAGAUGAGGGCUACGAUAAAGCCCUGAUCCCGCCAUCUGACAUUAGCCGCGUUAAAGAGGAGCUCGAGAACGGGGAACACGAGAUAGCAACUCCUCCAGAUGAGCUGAGGAUCAGUUCCGUCUUCUCUGUUAGAGGAGCUGGUGAUCCCAUUUCUGGUUCUGUCGCAGCCUCACAGCCACCUGCAUUCUCUACCAUGAGCCAGUCAACUUCAGCCAUUAAAGCACCUCUUAUGGUCCUGCCAGCCCAACCACAACCUCAGCUCCAAGCCAAGCCCUUGGCCCAGAUUCAGCUCCAGCUCCAGCCUCAACUCCAACUCCAGACCCAGCCUCAGCCGCAGCUCCAGCUCCAACCGCAGCCCCAGCUCCAGCUUCAGCCUCAGCUGCAGCCCCAGCCUCCUCCUGCAUCAAUACGGAUCUGCUGCUCAGGCUGCUCCAAGGUCCUGCAGAAGGGCCAAACAGCGUUCCAGCGGAAAGGCUCUAACCAGCUCUUCUGCUCCACUGUCUGUCUGACUGGGUUCACCCUGCCUCCAACCAUCAGUAUUGCCCCAAAGAAAACUUGCCACCUCUGCCUCAAGGUGAUUGGGAAUCCAAAGGACUUGAUAACCGUUCCAGUGGAUUCUUCAAACACGUUGAAGGAGUUUUGCAGCCAGGCUUGCCUGACCAUCUAUAGAUCCAGGGUCGAGGGUUUUAGUGAAGACAGCAUUGUUAGAUGCACUAUGUGCAGAAAUCCCAGCGAGAUCCAACACGAGGUUAAUCAUCAGGGUGUCCUUCACCGCCUCUGCAGUGACGAAUGCUUCUCCCGUUUCCGCUCGUCCAAAAGACUGUCAAUGAGUUGCUGUGAGAGUUGUGGUAACUGCACCGUCACGGGAAACUACCACCUCGUACAGAUUGAGGACGCUGUUAAAAAGUUCUGCAGCCCAGUUUGCAUCAGCACGUAUAAACAGAAAAGUGGGAAGCGAGUUCACUGCCCCUACUGUCACGAGUUUAAAUCUGUGGACCAGAUGCUGGAGGGAACGAACGCACAGGGAGUCAUCGAGUUCUUCUGUUCCUCCAGAUGCGUGACCAACAGCCAGGCGUCUCGCACUCUCUCAGGUGCCUCAUUUCCAUGUACAAACUGCCAGAAGUUGGCGAUUCCUCAGUAUCACCUGGCCAUGCCUGAUGGAUCCAUCCGCAACUUUUGCUCGUACGAGUGUGCUUGCAGAUUCCAGGAGAAGCUACAAAGGGCACCGACCCAAAUGAACGGCGGUUCCGCAGUUGCUCCGAAUACCAUCCUAAAUAUGGCCCCUCGUGGACCCCAGUACGUGUCAUCUCGUCCUCCCGCACCUCUUAAUACUCCGAACCUUUCUGCUUCCUAUAUGACCGCCUCAAGCCAGAAUCCCCCAUCUUUUGUGCCUACCUCAAAUCAAAACCCCAUUCCACCAUAUGUGCCAGCACCUGGACUGGCAAACCCACAGGACAGCCAGAAUCAGCAGCCAGACGCUCCAGCCUCAGCACAAAGCACCAUCAGACUGACCUGCAAACAGUGCCAGAAGCAGUUCCGCUCCAAACCAGAGGUCCUGCAGUUUAAGAAUCACGUUGGGCUUUUCUGCUCACGCUUGUGUUGUGACGCGUACAAGAGGGAGAAGGACGUUAGAGCGGUGUGCGAGUACUGCAAAGAAGAAAAAGUGCUCAAGGACAUCACUAUGUACGAGCAUAAGCCACGGGCCUUUUGUUGCGAAGGCUGCAAACUGCUCUUCAAGCAUGACCUUGCCAAGCAGCAUGGGAGCCAGUGCAGGGUCUGUGCUUACUGCUGCAACAUGACCCACAGCACCAUCCAGAACCACUUCGGUGGCAAGCUGGAGGAGUUCUGCACUGAAGAGUGCAUGUCUCUCUACACUGUUCUCUUCUAUGAGAUGGCAAAGUGCUAUUGGUGCAAGACUCAGGGGACACUAAGUGAGAGCCUCAAGUGGGACGGAACGAUAAAACACUUCUGCAACCUGCGCUGCGUGCUGCAGUUUUGCUCCAAGAGUGUUGUCCCAGACCAACCCAACAGCAACGGUAUCACCACUUCUGCCACUGCAGCUCAGGCGCCGUUGUCUCUCUCUAAAGACAUGCCCGUCAUCGGUGGUGUUGUUUCACUGGCGUCUGCGCUGGCUGGUAACACUGCUCUUACAGGAGCGCUUCCUACCUCUAACGCCAGCUCGAAAAUCAUCGGUGAUGCCAGCACCCAGACAGAUGCUGCAGUGAAUGUUAGUCCUCAUCAGCGACGGAUGCUGAAGAACAAAGCUCUGAUGUGCAAACCUAUCAUUGAAGAGCAGGGCGUCCAGUGUCAUCUUGAGCCUCCAAAACCGCUGUUUGACACAGUGGUUGAUGAAAAUGGGGAGAAAGUGAAGCUGGUGCCGGUGCCUGUGCCGAUUCCAAUGCCCGUGUACAUUCCCGUGCCCAUGCACUUGUACACUCAGUUCACACCAGUGCCGCUGGGACUUCCUCUGCCCGUACCCGUGCCACUGGUCAUGCCAGCUUCCCCGGAGUCCACGCAGCACACUGUCACCAAAGCCAGUGUGCCCUCUCAGAGUUCAGUGGAGGAUGAAGAGGCUGAAAAAAGUAAAGACAGGCCUGUGUCCCAUGGGGACCAGGGCAGUACUUACAGCGGGGACCUGGAGUCGGAGGCUAGGUCUACGCCAUUCAGCUGGGCAGAUACUGAGGAUUCUUCGCAGCUUCAUAAGCCAUCAGUCCCUUCGUUUCAGAUAGAGAGACCAGCCAAUACUCCCACUGCAUCCACAUCACCCAGCCCACUAGAUUUGGAAAAGGACUUUCCUGUUGCCUCGAAUGAUUGUGGAUCCUCAAAGGAGCAGAAGUCACCAAAGCGCCGCAAGAGAGGAAAGCGGGCUGCUGUUGUGGAAAAACUCAAGGAAAAAACGGACAUAGCACCAAGUUGCACACGGUCUUUCUCAGACACUGAUUUAGGACAGUCAAGCAUGGAAACAUGUCAAACUGAGACACUGGAUGCGAAUACUUUGAGUAAUUUGGAGUGUAUUCUAAUUGGUGAUGAGCAGGCUGAACCACAGAUGAGUCGUAAAUCUGGCCCACAGCUUAGGUCAUCAUCUCGGUCAAGGUCAUCCCUAAGGCCAGAUAUGAAACCAUAUGAAACGGUUGGCAGUCAGAAAUUGCGCACCAAAAGGCAGUUCUGUUUUUACUGUAAAGAGCCCAAUGCCAAAAUGGCAAGACAUUUGGAAUGCAAACACCAAACAGAAACAGAUGUUGCACAUGCCCUCCGCUUUCCAAAGGGAUCUAGAAGACGACAUCUCUUACUUGAACGGCUUUGCAAAAAAGGCAAUUAUCUGCAUAAUGUUGAAGUCCUUCAAAGUGGAAAUGAAGAAAUUGCUCCUAAAAACCAAACAAAAGCCAACAAUUCCAUGAUGGAGUUCUCAACCUGCCAAUACUGCCUGGCUUUCUAUCGCCGACGUGCCUUGUUAAAACAUGAGCGCUCAUGCAAGAUGAAGAUGAAUUUGCGAUCCUGUUCAAAUUUUUUGCAACAACCGGACACUAAGUGCUCCUCUCAGUCUGGUUUGGAAUCUAGUAUUGAACCUACAUCUGAACUGACCUCCCAACCCCUUGCCACAUUAAGCCCAGUUCGAGUGCCAAAUCAGUGUUCCAGUCCUGAACCCAGACAACAACCUAGUCUUGACUCCAGCUCCCAACCCAGUAUCAGUUUCUGCCCUGAAUCCAUCACUUUACCCAAUAUUGAAAUCUUCUCGAUGCCAAGUACUCAAUUCACUUCUGAAAUCCUUAAAGCACCCAGUCUUGAAUCAUGUGACAGGACUUCUCUCGGAUUUGAUCUUGUACCAAGUCCACAACUUGGCCAGCCUUGUGCUGAAUCUUUCUAUCCACCCAGUUCUGAUCUUGGUGAACCACCUAGCCCUGAAUCAUGCCAUGAGCCUAAUUUGGAGUCUAGUCUUGAAACAAGCCCUCAAACUAAUGAAAUCUCAAAUCAGGUCACUGAUGGAUUCAGUCUUCAGAAAAGUACUUUUGCUAGUCCUGAAUCUUGCCACCACACUGCUCUCAGAACAACUUCUGAUCCUAUCCCACAGCCUGAUGAACCCCAUUUGGAAUCCCCUGCAAGAUCCGAUCCAGAUUUCGGAGCGCCACUAACUCCAGAUUCAUGUCUUCAACUCACUUUUAAUUCCAGUCCAGAACCUAGCCCUCAGUCUCAUUUUGAAACCUGUCUUCAAUUCAUGGAGACAUGCAGUUCUGAAACAGAUUAUCCCAAUUCUUGCCAACAAACUAGCCUCAGAAUCAGUCCUGAACCAAGCCCACAAUCAAAUCAAACAAGUUUUGAAUCAUGCUUUCCAACCAGUGUGAAGUCCAGCUCUGAACUCAGCCCAGGUCCUAGCUCUCAGCCUAGUCUUGAAACAGAUCCCUCGUCUGCUCCUGAAAUUGGUCACAAGCCCAAUGUUGAGUUGGGUUCACAACUUACUUUUGAAUCUCAUGUCAAAUGCAGCGUGAAAUCAAGUCCUCAGAAACUUUGUCUCCGGCCCACACUGAGGCGCAAAUAUAACCGACGGACAAGUUUAAUAUGUUCAACGUACAACCUGAGAUCCAAGUCAUCAGUGGUGCCCAAAGUCAGCCCAUGUAUUGAUAAAAGUGGGAACAAUGAGCAAAAGCUGGAUGCAGAUGUCUCAAGUGCAUCUGAAAAUGAUCCGAUUCAUGAAAAACAAACUAAUUUUACCAUGGAUUCAGGUGGCAAGUCAGAUGGAAUGAGACAGUUUGAUAAGUGUGGUGAAGUCUGUUCAACUCUGAACUCAUCAUGUUGCCAGAAGAGUUUCAAGUCUGAGAUGAAAUCAUCCACAGAGAUCAUAAUAAGUACUGAAUCACCCUCAAGUCCAGUGUCCACUCAAAGUUUCAGCAUAAUCUGUAGUACUUCUUCGAGCUCAGUGCCAUCCCAGCAGUUAACUUUAAACAAUAAAACACUUGGUGGUCACAAAUUACUGAGCAAACAGCAGUUCUGUGUCUAUUGUAAGAAUCCCUACACCAAAAUAGCACGGCAUCUAAGGCGUCAACAUGCACACGAAAAAGAUGUAGCACAUGCCCUGAGUUUUCCUAAGGGGUCUAAAAAAAGGCUUCUUUUGCUUGAACGCCUGUGCAAAAAAGGCAAUUAUCAGCAUAACAUUGAAGUUAUCCGGAAUGGAAAUGGAGAAAUUGUUCCUAAAAUCAGAGGAAAAGGUUACCAUUCCAUGAUGGAGUAUUUGCCCUGCCAGUACUGCCUGGCUUUCUAUCUCCGACGUGCCUUGUUAAAACAUGAGCGCUCAUGUAAGAUGAAGAUGAAUUUGCAGUCCUGUUCAAAUUUUUUGCAACCACAAGAUGCCAAGUGCCACUCUCAAUCUGAUGUGGAGUCCAGUAUUGAACCUACAUCUGACCUGACCUCCCAACCCCUUGCUAGAUUAAGCCCAUUUCAAUUGCUAAGUCUAAGAUGCAGUCCAGAACCUAAACCACAUCCUAAUCUUGACUCUAGCUCCCAAACUAGUAUCGGUUUCUGUCCUGAUUCAGUCUCACAACCCAAUCUUGAAUCCUCAUCUGUGCCAGAUGCUCAGUCUAGUUCUGAACUCCUAAAAGAACCCAGUCUUGAAUCUUGUGACAGGACUGGUCUCGGAUCUGGUCCUGGACAAGGUAAACAAUUUGAUCAGCCUAGUGCUGAUUUGUUCAGUCCAAUCAACUCCGAUCUUGGUCAGCCUUUAAGUUCUGAAACAAGCCUUCACACUAGUGUUACGUUCUCCUGUGAGGCUACUGACCAAUCCAGUCCUCCAAAAAGUAACUUUCCUAGUCCUGAAUCUUUCUGUCAGACAACCCAAGGAACAGAUCCUGAACCCAUCCCACAGCUGAAUAAACAAUGUUUGGAAUCCUCAGGGAAAUCUGAUCCAGAUCUUGGGCUCCCACUGUCUGCGGAUUAUUGUCAUCAACCCACUUUUAGUUCUAGUCUAGAAUGUAGCCCUCAGUCUAGUUUUGAAUCCUGUCUUCAAUUCAUGGAAAGUUGCAGUCCUAAAACAGAUUACCCCAAUUCUUGCCAGCAAAUCUGCCUCAGAAUCGGUCCCAAACCAAGCCCACAGACAAAUCAGACAAGUUUUGAAUCAUGCCCUACAUCCAGCCUGAGGUCCAGCGCUGAUCUUGGCCCACUAAUUUGUCCUGAAUCUAGUCCUUGCUCUCAGCCUAGUCUUGCUUUGUGUCUUCAGGCAGUUGUACAAGACACUCCUGAAACUGAUCUGUUGUCUACUCCUGAAUCUUGUUGCCACCCCAGUGUUGAGUGGAACUCGCAAUCUUCUCCUCAAUCCCAUCUUAAAAGCAGUAUGAAGUCAAGUCUUGAGACCAACCAAAAACCUAAUUCUAAUCUUUUUAACCAACCCAGUCAGAGUUGCAGGUUUAAGCAACAAGCAAGUUUGAGGUCAUGUUCGACAUACAACCUGAGAUCUAUGUUAUCACCAGUGCCCAAAGUCAGCCCAUAUAUUGAUAGAAGUGCUAAAAGUGAACAUGAGCUGGACUCAGAGAUCUCAAGUGGAUCUGAUCUUGGUCUGACUCAAGAUGAACAAUCCACUUGUAUCACGGAUGGCAAUUUGGAUGUAAUGAGACAGUUGGCUGAAAAUUUUGAUCUCAGAUCAGCUAUGAUCUCAUCAUCUUGCCAGAACACCAGUUCCUAUUCUGAGAUUGGGCCAACCUCAGAGAACAGAACAAAAGCUAAGUCACCUUCAAGUCCAGUGUCCUCUCGAAGUUCCAGAAGCAAAAACCUCAUGUCAAAUGUGUUGCUCAGUCCAAGUCUUAAUGCAAAUGAUGAAAGUGUGGACAGUAAUGAAUGUGAGCUGCGCACAGUCAUAGAAGAUGAGUCAGUGUUUCGUCCAGCUGAGAAUGACGCUUUCGUUACCAGAUCUAGUGCUGAAGAGCCUUUGAAGAGUCCUGCUGCAGCAUCUCGGCGCAGAUCAACAAAGAACACCAAGAUUAAGUCCAAGUUUAGCUCAAUUUCUUGCCUAAAAGCCACCAGUCGGACUAAGGCCUCAUCAAAGUCUAAGGUGUCUACUAAGUCGAGAGUAAAAGGUGGUAAAAAGGUAAAAACAGUUGGUGCCCAGAGACCAUAUGGCAGAAAGCAGUUUUGUGUUUUCUGUAAAAGACCAGUCACCAAAAUAGCAAGGCACUUGGAAAUGAGACAUUCAAAAGAAAAGGAUGUAGCACAUGCCCUCAGCUUUCCAAAGGGUUCCAAAACAAGACACCUUUUACUUCAACAGCUCCGCAAUAAAGGCAAUUACCAGCAUAACAUUAAAGUACUUCAAAAUGGAAGCGGGGAAAUUAUCCCACUGAAGCGAACAAAAAAGAACACUUCGUCGAACGACUAUAAAUCUUGUCCUGAUUGCCUGGGCUUUUUUCUUAAGAGCGAGUCGUGUCGGCACCAGCGGUCAUGCAAAAUGAAGAAGGAUAAAAACUCUCACCGGAAAUGGUCUCGGUCAGCUUCAAAUAAGACAUUUGCAUUACAUGACUGUCUUUCUGAGGGCUGCCGGGGCAUUGUCCGCUCUAUGAGAGACGAUGACAUCUCAAAACAAUUGAGAAAUGAUGAAUUGAUCUGCAAAUUUGGCAACAGUCUUUGUGAAAAGCGUGUGAAUCUGAAGUCACAGCACAGUUACGUAUCACAAAAGAUGAGAGAACUAGGUAGAUUUAUGUUGGCUGUGAAGGAGCUGGAUCCGAGUGUUGAGCAUCUGCAUCAAGUAUGCACUGAAUCCAGGUUUGAUUUGGCUUUGGAGGCUGCAAAGAAGCUUGGGUGUUUUGAUCAGCACUCUGAUCAAUUCAAAACUCCAGCGAUUGCAUCAAAACUGGGUUAUUCCUUGAAACAGGCCACUGAAAUAGCACUGGGAGAGAAUACUAUGGGAGAUGAAGCUCCAGCCCAAGCCAAAAAGUUCAUUGAGCUCCUUGAAACAGACUGGGUUACGUACAUAGCCUCACAUUCUUGCAACGAACAAAGCCCUGCUAAGCAGAGCCUGGAGGAUGUUGCAGCUCUUACGGAAGAUGUCAUCAAAAUGCAGGACUUUCUUAGACGUGCUGAAGAGCAGGCUAAAAGGGAACUGAUGGAAAACCCUAAUCGCAAAGCAUGGAAGAACCUGCGCAACAGUCUUCUUGGCACAGUUGCUCUCUUUAAUAGAGGACGGAAAAAUGCAGCGGAUAAAAUGCUUCUCAAAAACUACUUUGAGAGAACCAAAGAACCUUACAGUGGAGACAAGCGUGAGUUCUUAUCAAAGGUGCAGCAGAGUCUUAAUCAUAAGUUGAUCAAAAUUGAAAGCAUUUGUAAAGAUGGAAGUACGAGUCCCGUUUUACUGACUGAAAGAAUGGAGUCGUCCUUGGACAUCCUGACUAAGUACCGUGAGCAUGUAGGUGUCCCAGCGGACAAUCAAUACAUGUUUGCUCGAAUGGAAGCUUCUACUCAUGUAAGAGCCAGUGACUUCCUGAAAGAUCUUGCCCAGAAUUGUGGUGCAAACAAACCCGAAAGUUUUACUUCUAUACGUACACAUAAGAGUGUAUCCACUAUAUUCCAAAUACUGAGCCUUAAUGACCAUGAAAUGCACCAUGUAGCCGAGCUUGUGGGUGGUGGCAGCUUUAACUGGGGAAAACUGAACGAAAAUCCCCUGCAGUUGGCAGAAAUCUGCAACCUGCUACUUAAAAUGGACCAAGAAGAUGUUCCACACAGAGAAAAUUCUCAUGACACAGGCAAAGCGGCAACUUCAGCCAAAGACACUGUUGAAGGUGAUUGUGCACCAAAAGACAAAAGAAGAAAAUGGAGUGUGGAAGAACAGGAAGCUGUGAGGAGGCACAUGGCAAAGUAUAUAUCCCUCUUGAAGGUACCAGGCAAAAAGGACUGUUUGGACUGUGUGAGGACUGAGCCAGAUGCUCUCAAGUCAAGAACGUGGAGGGAUGUCAAAUAUUAUGUUCAUAACGUCAUACAAGCGAGCAAAAAGAAGAAAUCAAAGCAGAUGGAAGCUGACGGAGAUGGAGAACGUCCUGGUGGAGGAGCUGAUGCGAUGGAUGCUGCUGCAGAUGGGCCUCGUCCUAAAAGGCGACGUGUGUGAAGAUACGCCUAGAUGCGUCUUUGCCAGAAUUUUUGGUUUUCUAGUUUAAAAAAAGAACUAACAGGCAAACAAGAAGAACUUCUCUACUUUUAAUUCUUUCAGUUUGCUGUUUUUAGUGCAUCUUCUAUUUUGGUCUUUGCUACUCACAAUCGUUAGUAGAUCUCUAGGUGUUGAGUAUCAUUAGUAGAACAAGGUCAAGCAUUUAUUCUUGUUGCCAAUCUGGCAUGUGUUGUUGGAAAUGCCAGAUGCAGAGUUCGAAAAACUGAUUUAUAAGUGAAAGGGUUUAAUAUUCUUACUUGUAUUGUUAAGCAUGUUAAUGUACUACACUAAGAAAUCCUGUUUAUUUCUUGUCCUUAAUUUCAUUGUAUUGCGUUUCAUGUUAAGCACUUUAUUACUGUAAUGAGGCCUAAGAAAGACCUGAUCUUGUACUGUUUUAUUUGUGUGAUGAUUUACUAAACUCAGCAUUAUUUCAACGAUUCUUUAGUUUGACAACUGAAGUUGAAUGUGCACUUUUUUCUUUCAUACUCACAUUGUUUACCUGUAAUGUUCAAGGUCACUUCCCUCCUGUUUUAUAAUACAUUCUCUACUGUAUAUUCAUUUUGUUGAACGUCUCUGAAAUUAGGUUGUAUUACUCUGUAGAGUAUCUCGGUGCUUCUCUUGUCUGUGUUUAGGUCACAGUUCAAUAAAAAUUGGGACCGUG
This is a messenger RNA of Pygocentrus nattereri (red-bellied piranha), 10664 nucleotides long. RefSeq names its product zinc finger MYM-type protein 4. The record is from RefSeq and is a predicted model, not a curated record. NCBI's taxonomy places the organism in Eukaryota, Metazoa, Chordata, Actinopteri, Characiformes, Serrasalmidae. Bases 434 to 9964 code for a protein of 3176 amino acids. The transcript is spliced from 24 exons. Gene Ontology annotation, molecular function: zinc ion binding.